AUGAACAACAGGUAUAGUGAUGACAUCCUGAAGAUGAAUGAGGAGGACAAGAGCUCUGCAGAUCUAGAAAGAUCUGUGGAAAUGAUCAGUCUGUUGGUGAAAUUUGAGGCGGACCUGAUCUUAAGAGAUUCAGAUGGGCGGACACCUAUCAUGACUGCUGCUUACAUGGGCUUUCACAAGGUCCUUAAAAAAUUGGAUACACUAGAAUUAAACAUAAUUAAUGAGAGUCAGUUCGGAGAGUCCUUAGGAGACACAGCACUGAUGUUGGCUGUUCGAGGAGGCUCUUUAAAAACAGUUGAAGUUCUUCUUGAGAUGGGUGCUGAUGCCAACAUCGUGAGGGAAGACACUCAACAAGCAGCACUGCACCUCGCUGCACGCUGUGGUGACCCAAGGAUUGUUGAACUCAUCAUAAAGGCAACAGAGAUGAAAAAAGUGGCACUGUGCAAAAAUCCUUUAAUAAAUGGAAUUGAAAGCAUGCAGUAA
Messenger RNA from Schistocerca gregaria, 483 nucleotides. RefSeq lists its product as uncharacterized. Gene Ontology annotation, biological process: RNA processing. The record is from RefSeq and is a predicted model, not a curated record. The transcript has 4 exons. Gene Ontology annotation, molecular function: RNA binding; RNA nuclease activity; protein binding. The coding region runs from base 1 to 483 and encodes 160 amino acids. Lineage: Eukaryota; Metazoa; Arthropoda; Insecta; Orthoptera; Acrididae.